AUGAGUCAACUUAAUUUAGUAGCAUUAGAAAGAGCAUGUGCAGAGUCACGUGGUUUAUCAAUGGAUGCUGUAGCCAAGGCUGCAUCAGGUCAUUUAGGUUUACCAUUGGGUGCUGCUGAAAUAGGUGCUGUAUUAUUUGGUAGUGCUUUAAAUUAUAACCCAGAACAACCAAGAUGGUUAAAUAGAGAUUAUUUUAUACUUUCAGCAGGACAUGGAUCAAUGUUUUUAUACAGUUGGUUGAAUUUAUCUGGGUAUGAAUUGUCGGUAGAGGAUAUUAAAAACUUCCGUCAAUUAAACUCAAAGACACCGGGACAUCCAGAGUUUCAUCAUACCGUUGGUGUAGAAGCCACUACUGGUCCAUUGGGACAGGGUGUUGGUAAUGCUGUUGGUAUUGCCUCUGCCUGUAAGAUGUCGGCUGGCAAGUUCAACACUGAACAACACAAGAUUUUCGAUCAAAAGGUGGUCGUAUUGUGUGGUGAUGGUUGUUUGCAAGAGGGUAUUGCUCAAGAGGCCCUAUCGUUUGCCGGUCACCACCGUUUGGACAACUUGGUCGUUAUUUACGACUCUAAUGAUGUGACUUUGGAUGCCAUGGCCAUCGAGUCGCAAAGUGAAGACACUGUCAAGCGUUUCGAAUCACUUGGCUUUGAAGUGCAACUCGUCACCGAGGGUAACAACCUCACCGAGAUUGCCAACGCCUAUGAGCGUGCUCGUACCUCCAAGUCGGCCAAGCCACACGCCAUCAUCUGCAAGACUGUCAUUGCCAAGGGUAUCCCAGAGGUCAGUGGCACCAACAAGGGUCACGGUGAAGCCGGUGUCAAGUUUAUCGACGCCGCUCGUAAGAACCUCGGUCUCCCAGAGGAAAAGUUCUUUGUCUCCAAGGAUACUCGCGACUACUUUAACCAACACAAGCAACAAUUGCUCGUCAAAUACAAUCAAUGGGACAAGACCUUCCAAGAAUGGAGAUCUGCCAACCCAGCCCUCGCCACUCUCCUCGACUCUGCCAACAUUGACCUCAAGUCAUGUGAGCUUGUCACCAAGAUCCCAGAAUUCAAUGUAAAGGACACCAUUGCCACCAGAAAGGCCGGUUCCGAUGUUCUCCAACCACUCGCUCAAGAAUUGCCAUUGUUGAUCUCUGGAAGUGCCGAUUUGCACGGAUCUACACUCAACUAUAUCAAGGAUGGUCGUGAUUUCACACCAGCCUGUCCAUCGGGACGUAAUAUCAAGUUUGGUAUUCGUGAACAUGCCAUGGGAGCCAUGAUGAAUGGUUUUGCCUACCACGGUAUCUUUAAGGCCUCUGGUGCCACCUUCCUCGUCUUUUCCGACUAUCUCCGUCCAUCGAUUCGUUUGGCCGCUCUCUGUAACCUCUCGGUCACCUAUAUCUUUACACACGACUCUAUCGGUGUCGGAGAAGACGGACCAACUCAUCAACCGGUCGAGACUGUCUCUGGACUCAGAAUGAUCCCCAACUUGGACGUUAUGAGACCAGCCGACCCUGAAGAGACUGCUGCCGCCUUUGCCAGCGCCAUUGCCAGAAAGUGUGGUCCAACCCUCUUGGCCCUCUCCCGUCAAAACCUCCCAAAUCUCUCUACCGUCACCUCGACCGACGCCGUCGCCCGUCGUAAGGGUACCCUGCAAGGUGGUUACAUCUUGGUCAAGGAAGAAUCUGAUCUCGAGGUCAUCAUCAUUGCCACUGGCUCUGAAGUUCAACAUGCCGUAGAAGCUGCCAAACAAAUUGGAAAGGGUGCUCGUGUCGUCUCGAUGCCAUGUACCGAACGUUUCGAUCGUCAACCAGAGGAAUACCGUCAAACUGUCCUCCCAUUGUCUUGUCGCAAGAGAGUGGCCAUCGAAGCUGGUGUCACUGCUUUUUGGUACAAAUAUGUUGGUCUCGAUGGAAAGGUCAUUGGUAUUGAUAGAUUCGGUCUUUCUGCUCCAGGUUCAAUUGUCAUGAAAGAAUUGGGUAUUAAUUCUCAAUCAAUUUUAAAUGCUCUUAAAAAUUAA
This is a messenger RNA of Cavenderia fasciculata, 1998 nucleotides long. RefSeq names its product transketolase (gene tkt-2). Gene Ontology annotation, molecular function: transketolase activity. The coding region runs from base 1 to 1998 and encodes 665 amino acids. The transcript is spliced from 2 exons. The record is from RefSeq and is a predicted model, not a curated record. Lineage: Eukaryota; Evosea; Eumycetozoa; Acytosteliales; Cavenderiaceae. Gene Ontology annotation, cellular component: cytosol. Gene Ontology annotation, biological process: pentose-phosphate shunt.